Messenger RNA from Cucurbita moschata (crookneck pumpkin), 328 nucleotides. RefSeq names its product S-protein homolog 5-like. The transcript has a single exon. The annotation marks the transcript as partial. NCBI's taxonomy places the organism in Eukaryota, Viridiplantae, Streptophyta, Magnoliopsida, Cucurbitales, Cucurbitaceae. The record is from RefSeq and is a predicted model, not a curated record.
AUGUCGCUGUUCUUCACUACCCUAUUUACAACCAUUGACGGAUCAAUCUUCAAAGACCCACCGAUUACCGUCAAUAUAACAAAUGUUCUAAAAAGUCACAAUCAACUCACUAUUCACUGCAAAUCCGGCGAUGAUGACUUGGGAAUCCACCAGCUCCCGUUUUUGGGCGGCUACGCCUUCACCUUUCGACCAAACUUUUGGGGCUCAACACAAUUUUACUGUACCUUUCAAUGGCAUGGGUUUUCGCAGUACUUUGAUAUCUACAAGGAUAACAGAGAUAGAAUGAAAUGCAACAAAACUCUGUGCUUGUGGAUUGUGGGAGAACAAG